Molecule: messenger RNA, 615 nt
Organism: Aegilops tauschii subsp. strangulata
Lineage: Eukaryota; Viridiplantae; Streptophyta; Magnoliopsida; Poales; Poaceae
Source: RefSeq, a predicted model, not a curated record
AUGAGCCGUGGGAGCAGCCGCGGAUGGGGACCGGCGCGGCCCGGGGGCGGAGCGGGGUUCGUGCAGCGCGCGUGCGGCGACGGGUGCGAGCGGCAGAAGCCAGCGAUGGCGGAGCAGAGGCGGGGCACGGUCGCGGCCGCAGGCGACGUGAAGCGGCACAGUGGGCGGCGACGGGGUCGCAGGCGAGGUGCUAGUGCGAGUGGGGGGGGGGCGCGGGAUGUGGUGGCCGAACGCAGGCGCGCGUGGGCCGGCGGCGAGAUGCGUGCGCGCGGCCAGAGCGCGUGCGGGGCGGUGGUGGCUGCGAGUGGGCGCCGGAGCGCGUGCGCGACAGAGAGGAGGGGAAGGCGGGAAGGUGUUCCUCACCCCCGUUGUAGAGGUGCGGCGGCGUGGCUCGAGGAGGCCGGUGGGGUAGGGGCGACAGCGAGGCGACGGGGCGGAGGAGCACGGUGUUGGGUAUGCAAGGCAGCACCGGGUGGCGUCAGGCUCGGCGAGGCGGCGCCGGGCGUCGGCGAUGACGACGGGAUUGGGGGCGGCGCGUCUAGAUCGGGGAGAGGGGGGCGCCGAGGAAAGUGGGGGGAUCGGGGAAGGAUGUGGGGUGGGUCGUGGGGUAGUUAG